Messenger RNA from Scatophagus argus, 4695 nucleotides. It is a transcript of the gene slc40a1, whose product is annotated as solute carrier family 40 member 1. Gene Ontology annotation, biological process: iron ion transmembrane transport. Bases 307 to 2013 code for a protein of 568 amino acids. The transcript has 8 exons. Gene Ontology annotation, cellular component: basolateral plasma membrane. Gene Ontology annotation, molecular function: peptide hormone binding; iron ion transmembrane transporter activity. The record is from RefSeq and is a predicted model, not a curated record. Lineage: Eukaryota; Metazoa; Chordata; Actinopteri; Scatophagidae.
GGACGUAAACACAGCAGCGGCAGAGCGGAGCUAACCGUCCGACUGAGCGGUGCUGGAUCCGGCUCCUAUCUUCGUGUUUUGCACGGCUGUCCGACUUUGUAGGCUAUAAAACAAUUUCUUUCCGACUUCAGCUACAGUGUUAGCUAAGUUUGGAGAGGAGCAAAAGGGAGAAACGUCGUGUCUUUUUGUGUUUUUCCUGUGCAGUGGUAGCUGCGAGUCGACCUGUUUUAUUGUACGUUAUUACAAAAGAGGAGAGGGAAACAAAUCACUUGGUUAUUAUUAUAAUUUUUUUUGGACAGCUUUAAAAUGGAUAACUCUGAGCGUAAGAAGACAUGCUGUGAAUCUGUCCGAGACUUCUUCACCUCGGCUAAGCUCCUGAUUUACAUGGGACAUGCCCUGUCAACAUGGGGUGACCGAAUGUGGAACUUCGCCGUGGCUGUUUUCCUGGUGGAGCUGUAUGGGAACAGCCUGCUGCUCACGGCCGUCUACGGGCUGGUGGUGGCCGGUUCUGUGCUGGUACUGGGAGCCAUCAUCGGGGACUGGGUGGACAAGAAUCCAAGACUCAAAGUGGCCCAGACUUCGCUGCUGGUCCAGAACAGUUGUGUCAUCGUGUGCGGGAUCCUCCUGAUGGUUGUUUUCCAUUUCAAAGAACAGCUUGUGGAGCUUUACAAUGGAUGGAUUCUGACCACCUGCUACAUCCUGGUGAUCACCAUCGCCAACAUCGCCAACCUAGCCAGCACGGCGACAUCCAUCACCAUCCAGAGGGACUGGGUGGUGGUUGUGGCAGGAUCAGACAGCAGCAAGUUGGCAGACAUGAAUGCCACAGUGCGGAUUAUCGACCAGCUGACCAACAUCCUGGCUCCCAUGCUAGUGGGUCAGAUAAUGGCCUUUGGCUCCCAUUUCGUUGGUUGCGGCUUCAUCUCCGGCUGGAACCUGUGCUCCAUGUGUGUGGAGUACGCACUGCUGUGGAAGGUCUACCAGAAGACGCCGGCGUUAGCCGUGAAAGCCGGUCAGAAGGAACAGCAACAGGAGCUCAAACAGCUCAGCCCAUCAAGAGACUUGGAGAAUGGCCAGAGUCCGGAGGAGUCGUCUCAGCCACUGAUGACUGAGGGCUCAGUCGUGACCAAGCCUGACUCUCCCAAGCAGCGUGGCUGUUGCUACCAGGUGGCCGAACCUCUGCGCACCUUCAAGGCCGGCUGGGUGGCCUACUACAACCAGAACAUCUUCUUUGCCGGCAUGUCCCUGGCUUUCCUCUACAUGACAGUGCUGGGCUUCGACUGCAUCACCACAGGCUACGCCUACACGCAGGGCCUUAACGGCUCGGUGCUCAGCCUGCUGAUGGGGGCCUCAGCUGUGUCGGGCAUUUGUGGCACUGUCGCCUUCACUUGGGUUCGCAAGAAGUGUGGCCUGAUUCGCACAGGCUUCAUUUCCGGCGUGGCCCAGCUGUCCUGCCUCAUGCUGUGUGUUGUCUCUGUCUUUGCUCCUGGGAGCCCCUUCGACCUCAGCGUCUCGCCCUUCCAGGACCUUUACACCCACCUGAUCGGAGAGAAGACGCUGCCCGAGGCCGACCACAGUCUCACCGGCGUUCUUACAGGUGGAAACGUCACUACUCCUGCACCAGCUGAAGAGGUGCCACCUCUGCAGUCCUACAUGUCUGUUAGUCUGCUGUUUGCCGGCGUCAUUGCUGCUAGAGUUGGCCUGUGGUCUUUUGACCUGACAGUGACCCAGCUCAUCCAGGAGAAUGUGAUUGAGUCAGAGCGAGGUGUGAUCAACGGCGUCCAGAACUCCAUGAAUUACCUCUUGGACCUGCUGCACUUCAUCAUGGUGAUUCUGGCUCCGAACCCAGAGGCUUUCGGCCUGCUGGUCAUCAUCUCUGUCUCCUUCGUGGCCAUGGGCCAUGUCAUGUACUUUGUGUUUGCCUUCAAGAACCUGGGAAACCGCCUCUUCCUCUGCUGCUCGCCGGAGCAGAAGGUGGAGACGGUUGACAGCCCCUCACCUCCUACCACCGUCUAACCACAUUAAAGAGACUCCGUCCCGGGUACAUAUUUCUCAAGCCUUACCCCAGCCCGGCAUCUUAUUUAUCUAACAUGUUUGCUGAAUGCUAACGUACACCAGAGAAAAGCAAAUUAACAUGCUUUGCGUAGCAAUUAACAAAGCACUACUCAUUAGCAGAAGGUGGUAAGCUGUAGAAAACUAAUCCGUAACAAAACUCUAGAUAAGGCAGGUUUUCUCUAAUGCUUUCAGUCUGGGAGUCAGAUGAAAGCCUCAGUCUCUCAUCUAUGGGUCCACGCCCUCUGAUCCAUACAUGUACUGUCAAACAAGGAUCCAUCACUGUGAGGCUUGUUACCACGGUGUGGGUCUCGUUAAAGAAAUCAGGGGACAAGACACUGUAAAAUAUUCUCCUGUAAAGAUGUUUAAAGGGUGCCUCAGCUAACUAAAAGGCAAAACGAGGGAGAAAUCUUGCAGGCGAGCAGGCACUUGGAUUGAAGGGGACGCCUGUAAAGCAGAGCGUACCACCUUUUUCUGCAGCUUGCCUCUCAGUGACUUCAUUGGUGCUGUAGCUGUGUCUGCUAGCUGUUCUCUGAUAGCCUACAUGUCCAUGUAUGAUGAGCAGGCUGUGGACGUCUUCCUCCGCAGGGCGGGAAGAUACCUUUUAUUUAACCAAACACAAAACUGCGAUCUAGUCUCCUUAAUGUGUGGUUAUAAGGGUUAUGCAAUUAACUGUAUUUAUUCAGGAAAAGCAGACGGUGGGUUUUAUGGUAACUGUAUCAUCAGUAUUGUGUUGCGCGCUUGCGUUUGUGCCAUACGAAAGAAGCUCCUAUGCACCCUUGUCAAUAGUUCUCUCAGUUACCAAAGUCAAAGUCCGCGCGUGGCAUAAAAGGAAGUGAGGGAAAUCUGUCUGAAGCAUUCCAAAUGUUUAUUUUUACGUCAGGUAACAGUAGUUGUGUUGGUUCACUAAUGCUUUCAUACACCCAGAGUUUAUCUGAAUAUUUCUAACCCACUCUGAGACUGUACUUAAAUCUAUUUUUUCUGGUAGUUUACAUCAAUAGUGUUAUUUUGUCACCAUUUGAUCUUAUGUUCUCUUGAGUAAUUUUCUCAAUCAUUGUUGAUACACAGGCACUUUAAGUGAUAGAAGUCUGUAGUUACACCUAAUGCGUGAUCAGGCAUUUGAUCAAUAUUUUUGCACAAGGCUUAAGUCCUGACUCAGCCCUCAACCCCCACCCCCAGGCUCUCGAUCUUAUUUUAAAUCACUAAUAGUUUCCUUGUCUAUUCAGGUGCUGUGGGGGUAUUGUGGUUAAAAAAAGGCACAUAUUGUAACACUCAGCACUCAUGUUCUUGAGCAAAAAAUGUACGGUGAAAAAGUCUGAAUACACCCUGAGAUUUACCCAGAUACCCCCGUUUCCUCCAAAAGUCAGCCAGGGAGCUUAGUCAGCAAUUUCUUUUCUCCCUCCUCUCAGUUUACCGCCUCAGACUGCCAGCAGGCGCUGGACCGUCCAGGACUGAAUGAGGCUUUUUAUUUCUUAAUGCUGCAAGCUUCAGCAUUCUUGCAUUGACAUUCUAGAAAAUGCAUUUCAAAAGAAUCUUGUGAAAGUUUGUGUCUUUCCUCUUUUCCCUUGAAGCAAAAGAAAAGCGAAGGUAGAUGAAGCCGUGUGGAUACGUGCAGGAUAAUAGUAAAUGAUAAAACUCAAAAAGACAGCAAACUGACUGAGUAAGGUCAGUUAUUCAGCAAUAUCAGUGCCUAAAUGUUUGUUAAUAUUAGCAUUAGCCACUGGUCACACCAGACCCAGUUAGGCUGUAGCAGCAGAGCCCCUGUGCUGUGUUUUACUGCUUCAACUUUUCAUCCUUACAGGAAUAAUUUGUAAUUGUCACAAACUAACCUGAUCUCACUUUCAAGAUUUGCUCAAGUAAAGUAGUUAAUGUAGCUGUAAUCCGCUCCCUGACCCUCCGUGAUUUCUGUCGCCUUACUGUAAAUUAGCCUCGACAGCUGUUUGACGCACACAUGUGGCUACACCACGACGGCAAAUGGCCGCACGCCACCCGUAGAAAGUCUAGCCAGUCUAGUCAAGAUUUUGGUAAAGGGGAGGACGGAAUAUUUAGGUUGGAAACAGAAGUGGCCGCAGCAGAUGUUGGAGAACAGAAGGCCACUCUUUAGCUGCACUUUCCCAUGAAACCUGGUGAGCCAGGAUGUCUGCAGGUGUGCUGCGAGCUUCAUUUUCACGUUCCACUCGGGGUUUAACGUAACCUCAAACUCAGCUCUUAAAACUGCUGGUCUGCUGAUUCAGGAACAUCACACAUGGCCAUAACUUUAUAUUUAUACUUAAAUAUACAAUUAGAAAAUGCAAAAAAAAAAAAGGUGUAUCUUGUUGCCAUGCUGUUUUUUUUUUACCUUUUUAUAUAUCUAGUGUUAACAUUUUGUGACAAAUGGAGGUUUCAUAAAGAUUUAAAAAAGAAAUUGUGUAUCAUUUGAGUACAUCUGUAUCAUACUGCUUAAAUCUGACCAUAUAUAUCUCUCUCUCUGUUUAUACAUAUAUCAGUGUUACAUAUAUAUAUACAUACAUAGUUGUAGUUCAGUAGACGAAAGCAUUAAAUCAUAAAGAAAUCAUCAAUUUUUUUGUAAUAAAUCUCACUGAAUAUAAUAAUGUUGGUACUGCUUGUACUGCAUGAGGUCUCCUGAAUAAAGAAAAACCUUCACAA